Messenger RNA from Halichondria panicea, 1066 nucleotides. Its product is annotated as cytochrome P450 1A2-like. The record is from RefSeq and is a predicted model, not a curated record. Lineage: Eukaryota; Metazoa; Porifera; Demospongiae; Suberitida; Halichondriidae. Gene Ontology annotation, biological process: progesterone metabolic process; hormone biosynthetic process. Gene Ontology annotation, molecular function: heme binding; iron ion binding; steroid 17-alpha-monooxygenase activity.
GGUCCUUGGGGCCUACCAGUAUUGGGCUACCUGCCCUUUCUGGGGCAAAAGAGGAAUCUUACAUUCAGUAAUCUGUCCAAAAAAUAUGGAGAAAUAUUUCAGCUGAAAAUAGGUAGUCGAAAAGUUGUGAUCAGUGGAGAGAAAGCUAUUCGAGAGGCUCUCUUGGAUCGUGGAACUACCUUCGCUGGAAAACCCGAUUUUUACUCGUAUGCUAAAAACGAUGCGUUUGCGUUCUAUGAUUUUACUCCCAAAUACCGUGCGUGUAUAAUGAACGAAUUCUUUAAAUCGCAGCAAACAGAGUUUCAGGGUAUUGCACAGAAUGCUGCUACGAUGUUUGUUCUUUUUUUCCGUGUGACAUGUACUAUUAUAGGCUAUGUUUGCUUUCAUAAGCAAUUUGAUGCGAAUGACAAGGAUGUCACUGCUAUUCUUGAGCUAGGAAAGCAGUUUGGAAACUUUAUCAUUUUUGGAGUGAUCUGUGACUACUUGCCUUGGGCGAAAGUCCUUUUGAAAACAAAGCUGAAAAAGUUUGAAGCGUUUUCUAAAGAGUUGGCAGAUUAUUCUGACAAAAUUUUUCAGAUUCAAAGCGAAGAGGGUACUGGUAAUUCUAUGAUUGACAUCUUCAACCGAGUAUAUGAAAAAACAACAGACAAUGAAACUACUUCGUUCAAAUUUGAUGAGCCUACAGUGAGAAAACAAGUGUCUUCCUUGUUUGGUGCUGGAUUUGCAACUACUGCAGUUACACUGAAAUACAGUUUGAUGAUGAUGGCUCUCUAUCCUGAUGUUCAGAAACUUCAUGAAGAGCUUGAUCGUGUGGUGGGUAAGAAUCGUUAUCCGGAAUUUACUGACAAAGACGAUUUGCCUUACACUAUGGCUGUAAUGUCCGAGAUCUUUGGUUGAUCUCGGACAUUAAUCAUGAGUGCUCUGAGUCUGACACAUACAACUACUUGUGAUACUGAGUUUCAUGGAUAUAUAUACUCACUUGCUAAACACACUCCAGUUAUUUAACUACUACUCCAUCAAUCGAGGUGGUGAUGUCUUUAAGAAUGCUGACAAGUUUGAUCCUGAG